UUUCUAAGAUCAGUUGUAUUCAUGUUCGUACAGGAUUGUGUACACCCCCAGCUAGUUCUACCCUGCUGUACUCGUCGCGUGUUGGUGACGUAGCCUCAGACCCUAGCCGUGACAUUGCGGGAGCGUGGAGCGGGGGGAAAGGGCAGCUAUGACACUGGUGAAGGGAAUCGGUUUGCUUCUCACGCAGGCGUCUGGAAAAUUACAGCAGAGUGCUUUCAGUCUCUCUGCAACCUGUGCUGCUAUUCAGAAGAUGACUUGCGUGCGCGUGGUGGACAACAGCCCGCUGGGGAACACUCCCUAUCACCGGCCCCCGAGGUGCAUUCAUGUCUACAACAAAUCCGGUGUUGGCAAAGUGGGGGACAAGAUCCUUCUCGCCAUCAAAGGGCAGAAGAAGAAAGCGGUCAUUGUCGGCCACAAGAUGCCGGGGUCACGGAUGACCCCCCGUUUCGAUUCCAACAAUGUGGUUCUGAUCGAAGACAACGGGAACCCGACCGGAACCAGAAUCAAGGUGCCUCUGCCCACACACCUGCGCCAGCUUGAAGGAGAGUACUCCAAAGUAUUGGCCAUUGCCAACAAGUUUGUGUGAUAAACUGGCUGAUUGCCGAUUUACUAUGACUUAGAAGCACUGUUUGGUAAGGGAGAGGCUGAACGACUCUCGGAUCUUUGAAUAAAAAUAAAAACCAGGAAACUUUCUGGGCUAUGGACUCUUCUCAAUCAAGCCAAGGAAUUAAGCUUCAUCAGAUUGAGUGGAACUUUUUAAGUGUUGUAGAGCUAAACAGGAGCUCACUACAUGUGAAAUAUUGAUGGAAUCAUGACUUUUAUAAAAUAAGGGAAAGCUU
Molecule: messenger RNA, 839 nt
Organism: Lepisosteus oculatus (spotted gar)
Lineage: Eukaryota; Metazoa; Chordata; Actinopteri; Semionotiformes; Lepisosteidae
Gene: mrpl14
Product: mitochondrial ribosomal protein L14
Biological process (GO): translation
Cellular component (GO): mitochondrion; ribosome
Molecular function (GO): structural constituent of ribosome
Source: RefSeq, a predicted model, not a curated record